Messenger RNA from Tetrahymena thermophila SB210, 3639 nucleotides. Its product is annotated as ATPase, histidine kinase-, DNA gyrase B. Gene Ontology annotation, biological process: phosphorelay signal transduction system; protein autophosphorylation. NCBI's taxonomy places the organism in Eukaryota, Ciliophora, Oligohymenophorea, Hymenostomatida, Tetrahymenidae. The record is from RefSeq and is a predicted model, not a curated record. The transcript has a single exon. Gene Ontology annotation, molecular function: histidine phosphotransfer kinase activity; phosphorelay sensor kinase activity.
AUGAGCUUCUUUUUAAGCAUAUAACCUUACACUCGCGAAAAAAUAUAAAAUUAGGUGAAUAACUAAAAUAACUAUUAAUGUACUCAUACCAAUUCUGAAAAAGAUAAUUAACACCUAAUGAAUAUCACAUUUGCAAAAAGGUAUAGGUAAGUAGGGUAAGUAGAUUUCUAAAGCUAAUUUCAAUCAAGAAUAAAUUCAGAUAAUCAAAUUUCAUUUCAAAAAAUUUAGAAUUAAAGUAAAAACAACUUAAGCUACUCUCAUUCUUAAUUCUCUCAUUAAAAAUAAAACCAAAAGUUUUUGAGCAAUAUCAGUAACUUUCUUGAGUAGAUAGAGUCGCAAGGUAAUGACGGAUCUUCUUUUGAUAUAGCCAGUCAAUCUGUUAAAAAGUCAAAAACAAUCUCUAUGAACAAAGAGUAGCAUCUGAGUUAAUAGAUUGGAUUAAAUAUUUUAAACUCUAUAAAAACAGGAAUCGCUCUUAUUAACAGCAAAAAUAAACUAAUUUAUUCUAAUUCAUACUUCAAGUAGUUUUUUGGUUAAAGCAGUUAAAACAAUGCAUACAGUAGAUUUUUAAGUUUAUUUAUCAAAGAAAACCAACAGUUGAAGGCUUCAAUCAAAAAACUCAAAAAAACAAAUAAAAAUGAAGAUAAUGAUAUAUUGGAUUCUAGUUUCUCUGAGAUAUAAAUAAAUAAUAGUGUUUACAAAAAGAAUAAAACAAUCCCAAAUAAAUUAAAAGAGAGUAAAGAAAAUUUUAGAGAGAUUGGAUGCAGUUUAAAAAUGAAGAGUAGCAAGCAUAAUAAUAGAAAAUCUGAUACAAUGGUUGCUUAUAAUUAAUUUGAAGAACAACAAUGCAGUAUGUCAGAUGAAAAUUUGAAAAUGAUGUCAACAAUUCAUACAAAAAGUAAAAAAAAGUAAAAUUAAAGCAAAUCAAGAAAGAAACAAUUCUAUUUGUAGCAAAAAAGUUAAAAAUUGAAAAAAUCUAAUUCUUCAAUAAACAUCAAUAGUAAAGGGAAAAUAAAAUACAAAAAAGACAAAAAGUAAGCCUUCCAAGAUCUUACAUUAAAAUAGUAAAUAAUUCCUUUGAAUGUGUUAAAUAUUUUUUAAAAUGAUGAAGUAAUUGUGCUUGAUUUGAUUAAAAAAAUAUUAUCUGCAAAAUUUAAAAAUAAAAAGAACGUCUUUUACAGUGCAGUUAAUUUAGACGAUACUCAAGAAGAACAAUAAAAUGAUCCUAAUAUGAAUUAAAAAUGUGAAAUCAAAUCAAAUAAGCAAAGUUUUAAAGGUCUUUCGAAUAAAGGCAAAAUAGAUCAAGAAGGAAACUAAAUUAAUUAUUAUAUUGAAAGAAAUAACUUAAUCAUAAAUUUUAGUUAAAAAGGUGAUUUUUUUUAAUACUUACAACUAAAAUUAGGUGUUUAUUAAAAUGUUACAGAUAUGUAAAGCUUUAACUCUUAUGAGGAAGAUGAACUGAGAGACUAAAUUUUUAUUCUUGUAGAAAUUUCAGACUAAAGUUAAAUCUAAAUAAAUGUAUAAGAAAGAGAGAUUUCUGAGUAUAAAAAUAGGAUGCUUUCUUCAGUUACACACGAAUUAAGAACACCUCUAAACUGUAGUAUUUAAAUGCUUGAAUUACUGCAGCUCAAAUUAAAUGAAGAUCAAUUUUAUAAGGUGCAACAAAAAGAAGAACAAAUAAAUCCAAUUAUAGAAGCAAAAGAACAAUUUUUAAAACCUGCUUUACUUUCAAACUAUCUCCUUUUAAACAUAAUAAAUGACAUUUUGGACUAUGGCCAAAUUAACUCUGGUUAUUUUUAACUUUCCUUUAAACCUUUUGCUAUAUUAGAGUUGAUGACAGAGUGUGCAGAAAUGAUUUCUUUCUAAGCUUCCCUAAAAGGACUGAUAGUCGAACUAAAUUUAGACCCUAAUUUACCAUAAAUAAUAAAUUCUGAUUAAAAUAGGAUCAAAUAAGUCUUACUUAAUCUGCUAAGCAACUCCCUCAAAUUUACUGAAGAGGGGCACAUAGAAAUUAAUGUUUAAAGAGAAUCAAAUGAGCUCAUAAGAAUAGAUGUAUGUGAUACUGGAGUAGGGAUCCCAAAGAAUAACUUGUACAAAAUAUUCGAUUGUUUUGGUGAUAAGUCUAAACAAAGCAUACUAAAUACACGAGGAGCAGGACUGGGUUUGAGUAUUGCAAAUAGUUUAGCUAUGGGCUUAGGUGGUAAUAGAAGAAUAUAAGUAGUUUCAAAAGAGAAUCAAGGCACUAUUUUUAGUUUCUUUAUAAUAAAUAGACAACAAAAUAAAAAGGGAUGUUAAUUCAAUCUGAAAGAUGUAUUUAACAAAAAACUCAUAAGAUGGGAAACAAUGAAUAAUAAUCCAGAAAAUUAUUUUGCUAAAUCCAGUAGCUCAUCGAUUGUCUAAAAGGCUUUGAAGCGCAUUUAAACCAAUGACAGUAUAACAAACUAUUCGAAUAACUCAAGAUAUAAUGCUGAUCCCAAUCUUUGUGGACUAGGAAGUGAAUAAAAUGAAAAUACAUUAUAUAAUGAUUAAAUGUCAGUUAAAACUUUUUCUGUAGCAAACAAUUUAAUUACAUUUACUAUAAAACCCUCAUCUAAAUAAUAACAAGAAGUAGGCAGUGUUCCAACCCGUAAUAAAAGUGUUUCUAUGAACCUAACUAUAAGUACAUAAUAAAGAAAACAGCUAGGACCAAACAGGAUAUCUUCAAACUAUGACUAAAAUGUUUCCUUGAAUAGUUUUGGGGAUGAAAAGUAGCAAAAUGAAUUUACUAAAAAUUCUAAAAUUGAUUAUAAAAAUUUUAACUUUAAGAUUAAUGCAAACCAAGGAAUUUAGCAAAAUGGAAUUGAGCGAUUCGACUCUUCCUAGAUACUUGAAGAUGCUGCUUAAGAAGCUUUCUAUAUACCAAACGAAUCAUAUAUAAAGGGAACAAUCAAAGGCCAGCAUAUUUUGAAUUUUUUAAACUAAAGAUCAGAGCUAUACUAAUAGACACAAGGUUCAAAUCACGAUAUUUAUCCCUAGAUAUAAAUUGACUAAUAUCCAAAUUAUGAAGAUUUAAAAGUUAAUAUAAAAAAAAAAUUGUCAACUAGCAGUGUAGGUUCAUCAAAAAUAGGCAGUAUUGACAAUAGAUUAAAUUCUAAUUUAACACCUAUUGAUUCUUAUACUAAUUUUCAACCAGAUUAAAGGAAAGAAACAAUCUUGAAAUAGCUAACAGAUUAUAAUAAAAAAUAGCUAUGUAACUGCACUUAGAUUCUUGUUGUUGAUGAUAAUGACUUUAAUUUAUAUGUUCUAUUUCUGCGUUUAAAAACAUAUGGUUUCAAGAUAGAAAAGGCUGGUAGUGGAGAAAUUGCAAUCUAGAAGGUUCGACAAAAACUCAAUUCGUAAGAGUGUUGCAGAAAAUAUAAGCUAAUAUUCAUGGAUAUAGAUAUGCCAGUAAAAGAUGGACAUCAAACUACAGCAGAAAUAAACAAUUUUUUUUUAAACUAAAACAUGCAGCCCCCUCCUAUUUCUGCAUAUACUGCUUAUGUACAAUAAAAAGAAAUAAAUAAAGCAUUUGAAAGCGGAAUGAAAUACUAUAUAACAAAACCAAUAAAUUAAAAAGAUCUGGAAGAAGUUUUAUAUUAAGUAUUUCAUAAAUUAUUUUGA